Sebastes umbrosus (honeycomb rockfish) is the source of this 7052-nucleotide messenger RNA. RefSeq names its product Ral GTPase activating protein non-catalytic subunit beta (gene ralgapb). Gene Ontology annotation, biological process: activation of GTPase activity; regulation of small GTPase mediated signal transduction. The transcript has 33 exons. Gene Ontology annotation, molecular function: GTPase activator activity. Lineage: Eukaryota; Metazoa; Chordata; Actinopteri; Perciformes; Sebastidae. The record is from RefSeq and is a predicted model, not a curated record. The coding region runs from base 234 to 4931 and encodes 1565 amino acids.
GCGGUAUCAGUCCGGUAGGAGGCGACAGUCUCCGCAUCCUGUCUCCCGUUAGCUCAUCAAGCUGCAACAGUCAAGCCUUGACAUUGCGAAGAUGGACGCUGUUAUGGUCUAGACCCACCGGGAUACAUAGAAAGCACAACACUGCGAGUUUCAGAGCUCUGUUAUGACAACAUUUCCAGCUCGUCUAGGUGGAGGCAGGAGGUGUGAGUAGAGUGCAGUAGACCAUCAGCAGCAUGUAUUCUGAGUGGCGCUCGCUGCAGUUGGUGGUGCAGAGUGACCAGGGCCACCUCAGUGUUCUGCACACCUAUCCCACCAGCGUGGGCACGGAGGUGGCAAAUGCUGUGGUCAAGCCUUUGGGCACGGCCGUGAGCCCUGUAGCCACAGAGAACAUCCUCAAGACAGACAAGGAGGUGAAGUGGACCAUGGAGGUGCUGUGUUAUGGCCUCACCCUCCCCCUAGAGGGGGACACUGUCAAGCUGUGUGUGGAUGUGUACACAGACUGGAUGAUGGCCCUGGUGUCGCCCAGGGACUCGAUGCCUCAGCCUGUGGUCAAGGAGCCCAAUAUGUACGUCCAGACCAUCCUCAAACAUCUGUACAACGUCUUUGUGCCAAGGCCUGAACAGCACAGUCUGAACCACAUCAGGCUUUGCCAGCAGGUUCUGACUGCAGUCCAGAAAUUGGCACGAGAGUCUGUUUCCAUGGUGAGGGAAACCUGGGAGGUGCUGUUGCUCUUCCUGCUUCGCAUCAACGACACAUUACUCGCCCCACCCACGGUUGGAGUUGGGGUGGCAGAGAAACUGGCUGAGAAAUUGAUGGCAGUGCUGUUUGAGGUGUGGCUACUGGCAUGCGCCCGCUGCUUUCCCACGCCACCAUAUUGGAAGACAGCAAGGGAGAUGCUGGCCAACUGGAGACACCACCCUCCUGUUGUAGAGCAGUGGAGCAGAGUGGCCUGUGCCCUGACCUCCAGGCUCUUGCGUUUUACCCACGGACCAUCCUUCCCACCUUUUAAAGUUCCUGAUGAAGAUGCCAGCCUGAUUCCUUUAGAGAUGGACAGUGACUGUGUGGCACAGACGUGGUACCGCUUUCUCCACAUGCUCAGCAACCCAGUAGACCUGAGCAACCCUGCGAUAGUGAGCACCACUCCAAAAUUUCAGGAACAGUUUCUUAACUCCAGCGGUAUCCCUCAUGAAGUGGUGCUGCAUCCAUGUUUGAAACAGCUACCCCAGAUCUUCUUCAGGGCCAUGAGGGGCAUCAGCUGCUUAGUGGACGCCUUCUUAGGUGUCUCUGUUGAAAAGAGAGAUGUACGGGAGAGGGUGUUCUCUUUUUCUCCAGCGCUGCUCUCUCAUGGUAUUUCACGUCCCAGAGCUGACAGUGCUCCACCCACACCAGUCAACAGAAUGAGCAUGUCUCCGCCCCCCUCCAUCACCAACACCACGCCCCCUCACAGCCGCAAGCAACGGCACACAGUGGUCACCAAAACCACAAGCAAGAGUUCAACUGGCAGUGGCAGUCAACCAACCAAAGCAUCCCAGCAGCAACAGCAGCAGCAGCAGCAAACUUCGUCCUCGCCGACCCUGCUUUCCAGCCCCAACCAGAGCAGCUGGGAGACUCGGCCUUUGCCGGCCCCAGCGCGGCCGAAGGUCAACAGCAUCCUCAAUCUGUUCGGCCAGUGGCUUUUCGACGCCGCACUGGUCCACUGUAAGCUCCACAGCGGCCUCAGCCGAGACCCCAGCAUGACUGCCUCUUUUAUCCAAAUUCUCCUUUCUUAUAAAUCUUCGAUAGCCACUCAAGUAGGUCUGGAGCUGAGAAGGAAGGGUUCCCAAAUGUCCACCGACUCCAUGGUGUCCAACCCCAUGUUUGACGCCAACGAGUUCCCAGAGAGCUAUGAGGCAGGACGUGCCGAGGCCUGCGGGACUCUCUGCCGCAUCUUCUGUAGCAAGAAAACUGGAGAAGAUAUUCUUCCUGUUUACCUGUCCAGGUUCUACAUGGUCCUGAUUCAGGGUCUCCAGAUCUCCGAUUUUAUCUGCAGACCAGUUCUGGCUUCUAUCAUUCUCAACUCUUCCUCUCUCUUCUGUACUGACCUGAAGGGCAUCAAUGUGGUGGUGCCCUACUUCAUAGCCGCCCUGGAGACUAUUGUACCAGACAGGGAGCUGUCCAAAUUCAAGAUCUAUGUAAAUCCCACCGACCUGAGGAGAGCCUCCAUCAACAUCCUGCUGGCCAUUCUGCCAUUGCCGCAUCAUUUUGGCAACAUCAAGUCAGAGGUUCUGUUGGAAGGAAAGUUCAACGAGGAGGAUGGAUGGCCUCAUGACCAGCCCGUGUCUUUCCUGUCCCUGAGGCUGCGUCUCGUCAAUGUCCUCAUAGGAGCUCUUCAGACUGAGACUGACCCGACCAACACACAGCUCAUCCUGGGUGCAAUGCUAAAUAUUGUUCAAGACUCAGCGCUGUUGGAGUCCAUAGGUGCACAGACUGAAACAGGGAGUAUAGACGGCAGCCACAUGACUGUGAGGAGUCAGAGUCACAGCCGCACCAACAGCGGCAUUAGUUACACCAGCGGGGGAAGCACGGAGGCCACCAGCCCCGACUCUGAGCGUCCUGUCCAGGCCCUGCUGCGAGACUACGCUCUUCCAGAUACGGCGGCAGGCCUCCUGGUGCGCAGCAUCCACCUGGUCACUCAGAGACUCAACUCCCAGUGGAGGCAAGACAUGAGCAUUUCACUGGCUGCCCUGGAGCUGCUGGCUGGGCUUGCCAAGGUAAAGGUAAAGGUGGGAGUGGACUCUGCAGACCGUAAACGUGCCGUCAGCUCUAUAUGUGGGUACAUUGUGUACCAGUGUAGCCGUCCAGCUCCUCUUCAGUCCAGAGACCUCCACUCCAUGAUUGUAGCUGCCUUCCAGUUUCUCUGUGUGUGGCUCACAGAGCACCCUGACAUGCUGGAUGAGAAGGAUUGUUUGGUAGAGGUGCUGGAGAUUGUGGAGCUGGGAAUCUCUGGCAGCAAGUCCCGACAGGAACAGGAAGUGCGACAUAAAGGGGAGAAGGAGCACAACCCAGCUUCAAUGAGGGUGAAGGACGCUGCUGAGGCCACUUUGUCCUGUAUCAUGCAGGUGCUGGGGGCCUUCCCUUCCCCGAGCGGACCUGCCUCCACCUGCAGCCUGCUGAACGAAGACACCCUGAUCCGCUAUGCCAGACUCAGUGCCACAGGAGCCAGCAACUUCCGCUACUUUGUCCUGGACAACUCGGUCAUCCUCGCCAUGCUGGAGCAACCUCUGGGCAACGAGCAGAACCCGAGUCCAUCAGUGACAAUUUUGAUCCGAGGGACGGCUGGCAGACACGCCUGGACCAUGCAGCUCUUCCACCAACCCAGAGGAGCUCGGGCCAAUCAGAGGCAGGUGUUUGUUCCCGAAGGCCGUCCAACGCCCAACAACGUUGUGGGUAUCAAGUACAACGUCAAGCAGAGGCCCUUCCCCGAAGAGGUGGAUAAGAUUCCACUUGUCAAAGCUGAUGUCAGUAUUCCUGACUUGGAUGACAUUGUCAGUAAAGAGGUGUGUUGUAUGGGCUGGCAGGAUGAUCGGAGAGCUACAAAUACAAUGAUGAGUAAUUACCCACACCUGGAAGUUCAGCAUGACAAGCUCCGUAUUCUGAUGACCAGGCAGAUCGACUAUGAGAACGCCUUGGAGCGGCACAGCGAGGAAAUGUGGAAAUCCAAGACUUACCCUGACCCACAGACCGACUGCAAACCCCCUCCACCCUCGCAGGAGUUCCAGACCGCACGCCUCUUCCUCUCCCACUUUGGCUUUCUGUCUCUGGAGGCGCUCAAGGAGCCCAACAACAGUCGUCUACCUCCUCAUCUGAUUGGCCUGGAGUCAUCCUUGCCAGGGUUUUUUGAUGACAUCAGCUACCUGGACCUGCUUCCCUGCCGACCAUUUGACACUGUCUUUAUUUUCUAUGUGAGGGCUGGACAGAAGAGCAGCCCUGAGAUCCUGAGGAAUGUGGAGUCAUCGUCCUGCGUCCAGCCCCACUUUUUGGAGUUCCUGCUGUCCCUGGGCUGGCCUGUGGACGUGGGACGCCACCCUGGGUGGACGGGACACCUAGACACCAGCUGGUCCCUCAACUCCUGCUCCGACAGCAAUGAUAUACAACAAACAGAGGACGCAGCUACUCCUGAGGACACAGGAGGCUCAGUGUUCAACGGGGAGAAGAAAGUUUUAUACUACGCUGAUGCUCUGACAGAGAUUGCCUUUGUUGUUCCAUCAUUAACAGAAAAUUCUGAGGAAUCAUCGGUGCACAGUGACUCCACAGUGGAGGCAGACACCAACGCAGACAUCAUGCCUGGUUCUCUCAAACAACCCAAUCUGACUCUGGAGCUGUUCCCCAACCAUUCUGAAAAUCUGGAGUCUGCCAAAAAGCUGAGUCCUUUGGUAAAGACAAAGAGGUCAUCGACUGGAAAGUCUUUCCCACCACUGGGUCCUGAGACGAAGGUGUUUGUGGUCUGGGUGGAGCGCUUCGAUGAUAUCGAGAACUUCCCGUUGUCUGAUCUCUUGGCGGAAACCAGCACGGGCUUGGAAGCUAGCAUGAGCAACAGCACUUCCUGCAGGUCAGGGUUACUAGAGAAGGACGUUCCUCUGAUCUUCAUCCAACCUCUGAAGACGGGACUCUUCAGAAUCCGGCUGCAUGGAGCUGUGGGGAAAUUUGGCAUGGUGAUUCCCCUGGUGGACGGCAUGGUGGUCAGCCGCAGAGCACUAGGGUUUCUUGUGCGCCAAACAGUCAUCAACGUGUGCCGACGGAAGCGUCUGGAAAGUGACUUGUACAACCCGCCUCACGUGAGGCGGAAGCAGAAAAUAACUGAGAUAGUCCAGCGUUACCGCAACAAGCAACUGGAGCCGGAGUUUUACACCUCGCUCUUCCACGAGGUGGGGGAGGGAAAGCUUCACCUCUAACCCCCCUGCCCUGUCCUAACACUGGCCUGCAAGCACACACACACACACACACACACUCUUGUCCUAUACUCAUACACCAUUUACAACUGUGCGUACACACACACACACACACACACACACACACACACACACAGAAUCUUUAUAUUUAUACUGUACUGUUUUGUUAUUUAUAUGAAUACAUAUAUCAACACUGUCUGCCUUUGACUCCGAGAGCAAAGUGUCAAAAACCAUGCCAAGGUGGAAAAAGCUGCAUUUCUAUGUCGCGGCGGCUCAUUGAAGAUUUGAAUGGCUGCAGUUCAACAGUGACAGUCUCUCUCUCUCUCCUCAUUUAGGUUCAUGCUUCGUUGCAAAAAGAGUUUCUGCUUGUCAUUAACUGCAAUAGUUACACUGUUGGCCUUUCUGAAAUUGUAAAAAGUUUGUCCUUUAAACCCUGUGAUAUACGAGUGAUGGUUUGGUAAUACAGAGCUGUGUCCAAAAUCCAGAUCUGCAUAUCUGUUUUUGUUUUAAUCAAACAGAUUUAUGGUUGGAUUUUUGCCAAGGAGACAACAAAAUGUUUUGUAACGUACAUCGCUGCUGCUUCGAGGCAAGUGGCUUCAAGAGAACAAACGAUUGACCGCAUUAACCCAUAAUCUACAACAAAUUCUCAUCUAACAUGCAGACGCCUGCUAAAGUCUUCCUCGUGCGAACACAUUCGGCCAUCGCAGCAGCUGACUGAGCACACCGAUUUUUUGCCGUUUGUAUAUUUUUUAUUUUCCAGAUGAUUUCUAGAACUCCUACGUUGUAUUACUGUAUGUGGGUGUCAUUUUUGACACCUGCGCCGUCUCUGUGCCAGUCUGAAAGUCGUCCCAUCUCACAACAGCCACUGCACUGUGUGUGUGUGUGUGUCCACAUGUAUGUUUGUUCAGCCAGUCAAAUCAUUUACACUACAAGGAGUCAUAGUGACACCUAAAAAGCCCAUACAUGGCAUUUAAAGAUUAAUUUCCUGAGUCAAAACAUAACGCUAGAACUGGUUUACUCCUAAUGCUGGGUAACGUGAGUUUAUUGAUAAAGAGAGUGGUUACAGAGCUCCUGGAGUUUGCACUUGAUAUUUGCUGGGCUAAUAUGAAAUGACCAUAAAGACAUUUUAGGUUUGAAGUCUGCCAAUACCAAACAGAACUAUAGCACAGUUGAAGUGUCUUGCUCCUUCAAACAAAUUUAUGAUGAUGUAUUCAAAGGCCAAAACACUCAAUGUAACUUACAGCAUUAUAUAAAGCUCUGACUGAUCAAAGCUGUCAUUUUUUUUUAUUCUAAACCCCAAAAAGAGAAUAUUUAACUUGUCAAAUAUUCAAUUUGGAUAACUAAAAUGUGCAGUUUUGCCUUCAUACACACAUUUUAGUAACUUUUUUUUGCUUCUCACGAUUUGUUUCACUUUUGUUUACUCACUGUACUCUGGUUUUGAUUCAAGCCCUCUCACUGUCUGCCUGUAACAAUGUGAAUUUAUUUAGCACAGCGAUGGAACAGGGCAAAACACCUCUAGUUUCUUUGUUAUAUUGGAAAGUCUUAAUGCACUGAGCACAUUUUACGUUUAUUUUCUAUUCCCUUUGGUUACCUUCCAUGUCUUUUUGUACUUUUGUGCAUUUUUGAAAGAAAACCCUGCUGAAGGAAGAGUUUUAUCUUGUGAAGAGAAUGAAGGAGAGGCGUCGUGGCGUUUUUAACCUAUCAUGUCUAAUUGUGUGACUCACUUUUUAUGACGGUGCUUUAUGCACAUGCCUUUUUUUGGAAGGAAAAAAAAGUACAUUAAAUAUGCUUCAAAGAAACUACAUACAAUCAGUCAUACAUUGUAUCCUAUGUUACUCCUCCUGACGUUUGAUCAUAUUUAAAGAUUUGCCAUGUACAGAAGCGGAGGAUGAUAUGUAAAUAUAUGAUAGUGUAAGGCAUUUACAAGUUGUCUGUUGCAUUCCUCAUCUGAGAUGGCGAGCAAAGUUCUGUAUGUAUGCAAUUAUGUGUGGGAGCAUCACAAUGGGUAUUGAAUGUAACAUGCAUCAAUUAAAACUAUUAUUGACAUUUUAAUUUUUCCCAUUUACUAAUACUUUGCUUUUUGUUUUCAGGAUGUCUAUGAGGAAUAAAAUGAAGUUGCACUUU